AUGGCGUUUGCUGCUGCAUCCUCUGGUGAGUGGGUUGACGCAUCGGCCAAUACUCACCCGUCGCUCGCGUCAUUUGCACUCCUCGCGUGGCGCGCCUCACAUAUCAUGAGCCGCACGUACGCGCUGGAGCGUGAAGCGCAGCAGAACGCCUCUUCGGAGGCGACGUGCUUACGUGCUGCUCCAGCUGUGUUGUUUGGGGUGCGUAUAAGAUCAUGCGAGAACGCUGAGGAAGGCUUGCAAAGCGUCGCUCUGGAACGGCCUAUGCGGCGCCCUGACGUCCUCGUAAAGUUGAUGCAGUCCCCAACAGUAGACGCAGAAGUGGAGACUGACAUUUACGAUGUAGUGGAGCGUGCUCGCCAGUGUCUACAUGACGCUUGCGUGCUUCUUCAGGAUUCUUCUUCACGAGGAAGUCCUAAACGGGCAUUAUCGAGCGGCGAAGCUGAUGGUGGUGUUCAAUAUUCCUCUUCUAGUGGUGUUGAUGGGAACAGAGUUGCUGAGAAUACGCAGCCUUGCGAAGGUUUGUGCUCUCCAACAAACAUGGAUGGCACGCAGUGGCAUACUGCUCCUAUGUACAGCAGUGAAGAGGGCACAAGCGUGUUCAGUGGUGAUCCUCAACAUCGCAUUAUUCUUCCGAGAAACCGAGGUACUGUAGGUAGUCUUCAAGAGGCCAAGAUGAAGCUACAGUUUGUUAUAGGAACAGCAUUUUCGUGUCCGUGUGAAGCACUGAUGAUGGCUUUUCAGUUUGUCAUCGCGGAGGCAUUGGAGAGAUUCCCGCGCCCCAUCGAAGCAUGUUGCGGGGUCUUGAAGUGCCUCGCUCCGAUAGAUUUAGCAGAUGCUGCAACAUCUGCGGCUUCGACAGAUGGUACAGGGCGAAAGCCGAAGAUGACAGAUAGCUUUCUUUACGCCGUUGAAGGCACACCCGUUACAUCUAGUUUGGCCGAUGUACUCUUGUCUCAUAGUGAGGAAGGUACCACGGAGAUGAAGUGGUUUGUGUGCCCUUCCCCUGCAGCAGCGUUGCCGAGCCUCGCACGCUUCCUCUCUCGUGAAUUACCAGAGGAGCUUGAAGCGUUGCAGGGGACAGGAAGUGCGUAUGUGUCUCCCAUGUCCUCCCUACCGACUCCGUCUCUCUGCCGCCGGAGAGGUAUGGGCUUGUUGAGAAAUCGUAUGAGGAGCGGCGACGUCUUGGACAAGGAGCAAUCAAGUGCAGACGAAGGGGCGAGUGACGAUACACCGUCACAGAUAUUGUGGGACGCCCUCUGCCGUUGUAGUCUUGUUCUCCCACAGUCGGUGUGCGCCAGCCGCCGUGAGGUGCUGUAUCACGUAUUCACCGAGGUGGGAGAGGUGCCUCAGUAUUAUCACAUCCUUUCCAUUUGCCCCGACCUCCUGCGUGCACACCAUAUUGCGUAUCAGUACGUUUUCUUUGAAGAGGGUCCGUUGCCUAUAUGUGAACGGCUUAUGGUCGCCCUUAUGACAGCCAGUCGUCAGAAAUGUGAAUACUUGGUCUGUCGCUUUGGAGCCCUUCUGAUGCGUUUCGCCAAGAAGCAGCAGUCCAGUGACAUCGAAGCAGAGACGUGGUUACUGCAAGGACCACCACCAAAGCUAAAGGCACUUCAGCGCUUUAUUGGCAUUUCCACUCAUGUUCCCUGGCAAAUGACGGAGUAUGAUAUUCGUGAAGCCAUGAACGCUGGGUGGAGUGUCCCCGGUCUCAUCCAGGUUUCGACCAUCGUGGCGGAAACACUCUCCUUGUGUAGCUUUGUAAUGGGACUCUUCGUUCCGAAUGAUGCAUGGGCGUUGGUUGCAAUACCCACCCCGCUCAUGAAUUCUCUCUCAUCAUGCCCGACUCUCGGCCAGGAGCACUCCCACCAAAGCGGUAUUGACUUUACGAGAUACACCGGCGUCGACAAUAUUGUUAGUGAAAACCGCAUUAAAGGCUCCUCAGGUAACGUCUCUGCGCUGUGGAGUGGAACAUUCAACUGGCACGAGCACGGUGGCACCCUUAUGGAGCAGUACUAUCCGGGAGCUGCAGCACUCAUCAGCACGGAACUCGACGCCUUCUCUGCUGUUGUGCGACAGUUAAAUCAGUUGGACUGCGUUGGUCUCACAACCCCUGAGUAUAAACCUGCCUACGCCUUUCAUUCCUUGAAACUGUAUGUGCAGAAUAUCAUUGGCUGCAUGACAGACGGUUAUAAAUACAAUAGUAUAAACCAGGUGCUUCGCCGUCCAGCCAAGUUAAUAGCGCAAAGCUGUACCAUGCGCCCGGAAACAAUGUCGGCCUCUCAAGUACGUUUGUGGGCGCAAUCAAGUGGGGACUCUGCAACUGCUUCCAAUGAUGUUUCCUUGCCGACACAACCCACAGUGGAUGCGGUGGAAAAGCAACAUCAAGUUGAUCAGGGUGCGAAGGAGCAGGAGCAGCAGCUCAUCGAUUCACUCAUUUCUAACCGGGCCCCGUUCACUUUGACUAUUCCUGGCGAUGCGUCUGGGCGGCGCCAGCAGCCCAAAAAAGAAAUCCUAGAAACUUCUCUUCAUCUUCAUGAGGAGCGACUCAUAUUUCUUCUUAUAUUGGCUACAAUGGAGGCGCGGAAAGAAGGGUUGCUGUCCCUUCUCCUUUAUCCAAUCUGGGUGCUCCUUAACAAUAUGUAG
Messenger RNA from Trypanosoma grayi, 2640 nucleotides. RefSeq lists its product as hypothetical. The coding region runs from base 1 to 2640 and encodes 879 amino acids. Gene Ontology annotation, cellular component: nucleus. Lineage: Eukaryota; Euglenozoa; Kinetoplastea; Trypanosomatida; Trypanosomatidae. The record is from RefSeq and is a predicted model, not a curated record. The transcript has a single exon. Gene Ontology annotation, molecular function: L-leucine binding; oxidoreductase activity, acting on peroxide as acceptor. Gene Ontology annotation, biological process: cellular response to leucine starvation; cellular response to L-leucine; negative regulation of TORC1 signaling.